Aspergillus aculeatinus CBS 121060 is the source of this 492-nucleotide messenger RNA. RefSeq lists its product as uncharacterized. Bases 1 to 492 code for a protein of 163 amino acids. Lineage: Eukaryota; Fungi; Ascomycota; Eurotiomycetes; Eurotiales; Aspergillaceae. The transcript is spliced from 3 exons. Gene Ontology annotation, biological process: mycotoxin biosynthetic process. The record is from RefSeq and is a predicted model, not a curated record.
AUGAGAAACAACUCGACCCUCAGCAAAACUGCCUCCACUCCUAAUAUACGCCAGGCCGAAAUUAUGCGAUUGCUCCAACGCUUCUCCUCCAGAGAGGUUCGGUUUGAAAAGCUCUCUUCUGAGGAGGACCCUCUAAACAAUAACGAUGACCAAGUGACAUACGCAAGCCGCAACCGGCACCACUUUUGGUUGUCACCAUGGUACUUGCAUCUGGCUCUGUUGACUUUCAAUGCCUUCUUGUAUCUCUGUAUCGUCAUGAAAGGACCAUCCGACAACUAUGUGCCCUCCCCAGCAAGCGAGGCUAUCGCUUAUGAGGAAGUAUACUUCAACGCAUCUUUGAAGAUUGAGAGUCCAUUUACAGGCGAGCCUCGCCCCGAGCUUGACCAAGCCUGGACCGACCUACUCCAGUAUUCCAGCAUCGCAGUAUCUGGUGACGACCUCAAAAGAAUCAACAAGACCUUGAUUCCGAUCCCCGGGGCCAAGGACUUGUAG